AUGAUGAGGUCUUACACGAUCUUACCUAUGUUCAUGUUAACACUGUUGUUGGUGACAAGAUCAGCAUCCUCACAGGGUAGUGCUCCGUGUAGUCAGCUGGAAAUUUCACAAAAUCUUGAUUACUGUGGCGCCGCUCUUAUUCUUGGUGCUCCUUUGGUUCCUCCAUUAGGAGUUUGUUGUGCAACUGUAAAAAUGAACAAGAUGCAAUGCAUUUGUGAAGGCGUCACAGAAACGUUCUCGCAAACCUAUGACGUAAAUAAGCUUCCAAAGCUCUCUCAGGCCUGCGGUGACAUCUUAGCCCCUGGAUCUAGUUGUGGUGGUAAGUGA
Messenger RNA from Microthlaspi erraticum, 327 nucleotides. The record is from the annotation of a GenBank genome assembly. Lineage: Eukaryota; Viridiplantae; Streptophyta; Magnoliopsida; Brassicales; Brassicaceae.